AUGGUGAUGAUGAAGAUGAUGAUGAUGAAGAUUGUUGUGCUGAAAUGGAAGUGGAAGUGGAAGAAGACAGCAGUGAUGAUGAUGAUGAUGAUGUUGAAAGCCUGCCCCAGGAUCCAGAAACCUGCCUGCAGAUGAACCAUGUGUACCAGGAUGUUAUCAAGGAAAAGAUUGAGGAGGUGGAGCUGCUCAUUGCACAGAACAGAGCACAGCAGAAGGAAAUCAUGGAUGAGCGUGAUGGUUCAAAAACAACCAAGGCAGGAGAUGGCAGAAAUCUCCCAGCAAAUGUGUUUUUGGGUCAUUUUAUGAAGCCAUACUUUAAGGAUAAAAUAACAGGAAUUGGCCCUCCUCCCAAUGAAGAGGCCAAGGAAAAGGCAGCUCAGGGCAUCAAAUCCUUUGAACAGCUGCAUUCAUCCAAGUGGAAAGCUGCAGAGAAGACUCUGCUGCAGAAAUCCGUGGUGAGCGACCGCCUGCAGCGCCUGCUCCAGCCAAAGCUGCUCAAGUUGAGUUAUUGGAAUCAGAAACUGGAGAAAAUCAAGACUGAAACAGAAAAAGAGACCUUGGAAAAGCAAAUCAAAGACUUGGAGCAAGAAAUAGAGGCAAUUAACCAACUCCCAGAAAGUGACUUGAUAGGAAACAGAUUCGAUGAGCAUGACUGGGACAAGAUUUCAAACAUCCAUUUUGAUGGACAACGCAGCUCAGAGGAACUGAGGAAGUUUUGGCAAAACUGGGAACAUCCAAGCAUCAACAAAGAGGAAUGGACUGAGGAGGAGCUGGACAGGCUGAAGCAGAUUGCUGCUGAGCACAACUGCCUGGACUGGCAGAGCAUUGCCCAGGAGCUGGGGACAAACAGGACACCUUUCCAGUGCUUGCAGAAAUACCAACUCUAUAACAAAGAUUUAAAAAGGAAAGAGUGGACCAAGGAGGAGGAUCAGAUGCUUUUAGAGCUUGUUCAGGAGAUGAGAGUGGGGAGCCAUAUCCCAUACAAGAAAAUUGCUUAUUACAUGGAAGGAAGAGAUUCUGCUCAGCUGAUUUACCGCUGGACAAAGAGAGUGGACCCCAGCUUGAAGAAGGGACCCUGGACACCAGAGGAAGAUGCUAUGCUGAUGGCUGCAGUUAAGAAGUACAAGGAGAAGGACUGGUACAAAAUCCGGAGGGAAGUGCCGGGCAGGAGCGACGCCCAGUGCCGGGACCGGUAUGUGAAAGCAUUGCACUGGGAUUUAAAGAAAGGCAAGUGGAGCUUGGAGGAAGAGGAGCAGCUGAUUGAACUGGUUCAAAAGCAUGGCCUGGGUCGCUGGAGUAAAAUAGCUUCAGAGCUGCCCCAUCGGACUGGUGCCCAGUGCCAGAGCAAGUGGACAGUCAUGAUUGGCUCUAAGAGGAAAAGAUCUGGGGCAGCCAGACGGCGCCACGCUGAGGAGAGCUCCAGCCCCUCAGAGAGCAGCAGUGAUGAUGAGGAGCUGGAGCUGGAGCUGGAGCUGGCAAACAACUCAGAGGAGGAGAAUGUGACCAUGGGAAAGGAGAAGUUUGCAGUGCCCAGCAUUGACCUGUGGAUACCAACAGGGACAGACAAACAGGAGACAAGCAGAGAGGGAAACCAGAUCCAGUCCCUCCUGUCUGCUGCCAGGCCUGGCACAGGGAGCAGCUGCAGUGAGGUUCCAAGGGCAGGGUGUGAUGGAGACAGAGCUGCUGAUAAACCAUCUGAGCUGAACACUGUGCUCAUGGGCAUUGCAAAUGCCUGCUCCACAGAUGUGCUGGUGAGGAAUCCAGCAGAAGUGAUGGCCAAGGCUUCCCAGUGUGGGAAGCACGUGCUGCGGGUUAGCCUGGAGGAGGUGAGGACAAUACUGAGGAACAACACGAGCUUCCAGAGGAAACUGAUGCUGAGACCUGCCAGGCUUUUGGCCAUGCCCCCUGGAGUGGGUGCAGCUGCUGGCCAGGAUGCCCAGGAGGUGCCCAGGAGAGCCUGGCGCUGGAACAGGGAGCACUGGAGGAGGCUGAACCUGGACAGGAAGCUGCUGAUGGCAGUGACCCCAUGGAUGGGCAAUGUGUUGCUGCCCCGCAGCCUGAGGGCUGGCACCAUGGGCUUCUACCACACAAAAGCUGCUGCUAUUCAUGAGAAGGUGAAGUCAAUGAGUCUCAGCAGCACUCCCCUGUUUGCACUGCUCAUUCAGCUCCUCCAGAUUGAUACCAAGGGCUGUAUGAGGAUUAUUAAGGAGAGGAACCUGAGGCACUUGGAGCUGCUUAAGGCUAAUGCAAGGAGCCCUCAGCAGGCUUCCCAAAAUACAGAGACGACUUCAGGAAACUCAUCCCAGGCUUGUUCUCAGAGGAAUUCCCAACAGGGCAUCCCCAAGAGUGCUGUCAGGAGAUCUGCCUUGAGGGCACGGGCCAGCCCCACUGGAGCCUUGGAGAGCUGGGCCCCAGCUGUGCUGGGAGCUCCCCCAGCCCUGGGCCAAAGGCACAGGGUGAAAACUGUCUCAGAACUGCUGCAAGAGAAGCGUUGGAGGAGGGUCCAGGCCAGGGCAGCCAUGCAGAGGACAGUGCUGGUUGCCCCACAGGUGCUGGUUUCAGGGCCUUUGAUCAUCCAGCACCCAGCACAGCAAAUCAUUCCCUGUGCACCAGCAGGGAGCUCACCUGCAGCUGCUGCUGGGACACACAGCCAAGUACAGGGUUCAGCAAUGCCCACAAGGACUUCAGCUGCAGGUUCUGCUCCUGUGCCUCAAAACCAUUCCUCUGCAGUGCCAGAAACUGGGGAGAGCUCUGGCUGCCCACAAGGGACAGAUCUACAGUCAAGUAAGGAACUUCACAAAAAGGAAGCUCUGGGAAGCAGCCCUGAAGGAAGGGUUUCUCCAGCUGCAGCAGAGAAGGCCCCAGACCAGGGAGGGUGCAAUGGUCAGGGCACAGCCAGCAGCUCAGCUUCAGCAGUGUUGCACAACCAGGCUUUUGUGCCUCACCAGAUCACAGUGGUGGCUCUUGGCCUGGAGUCUGGCACCAAUAAAUUGUCCCUUUCCACACCAGUCACCAGUGAGCUGGAGAGGAACAGCCCACAGCAGAGGCCAGUCAGCCUGCUGCCUGCUCUGGUCACUCCACAAUCUGCUUCUCCUGUGCUUCCCAGCAGCAUCCUGCCCUUCAAGUGGGUUGUGACCCCCCAGGGUCUGCUCCCCAGCACUGUGCAGGCUGUGCUGGGUGUUCCCCAGGGAUCACCAGCUGCUGCUGGGGGAUCCCAGGCUCAGACAGCUGUGACUUCCAAUGGCAAUGUCUCUGCUUUGGGAGGGACUCCUGUAGCAGCUGAAGCAAAUCCACCUCACCCCAGCAGUGCAGAGACAAAAGGACCAAGUUCCCAGCUGGCAGGAGCUCCUUUGGGAAAGGCAGCUGGCCAGUGCACCCAUCUCUUACCUGUGACCCCAGUGAGUGCUGGAUGCAUCACAUGCAGCAUUUCUGCUGUAACCCCUGCAUGUUCAGAUGGCUCCUCCAUGGCUCCAGACUCCUGUGCAGCUCCAGCUGCCAGCCCAGCCCUGUGGGCUGUGCUGCUGCCCCAGCCCCCUGCCAGCACCCAGGGCUCUGACUGCCAGCCUCUGCCCAGUCUCACCAGCUUGGGAAGGAGCAGUGGCUCCAUCACACCAAAGGGAUCAUCCUCCAGGGCAGGCAGCAGCAGGAGAAGGGCUGUGCACUGGCCAGGAGCUGCAGCUCCUCACAGCAAUGUUCCAGGGAGCUCUGCCUGCUCUGGUGCCCAGGCCCUGAGGAACAGACCCAUUGCCUCCAAACCACCAAGCACUGACGUCCCCCCACAGCCAAGCACCUCCCAUGCACAGAAGAAUCUCCUUGACUUCAGCCUGAUCUCCCUGGAGGACCAGGGGCUGGUGAAGGAGUGGCUGAGUGGGAAGCAAGGGGUUCAGGUGCCACCACUGCAGACCAGGCUGCCUUAUCUGCCCCCUUUCCUCUGCAGCAUAAAAACCCUGUCAAGGCUCCUGCUGCAGAAAGCAGCUCUGGAGGUGCAGGCAGCCUCUCUGCUGGCCUCUGAGGCCAGUGGGGAUGGGGGCACUGGGGAUCUCUUCCAUGCUAUUGGAGAACUGGUGCAGCAGAAACUGGGUGAUAACCCUGCUUACCUCCUGCUGAAAGCCAGAUUCCUGGCAGCCUUCACCCUCCCAGCUGUCCUGGCAACUCUGUCUCCUCCCAGAGUGACAACGACUGUGUCAGCCGGGAAUCAGCUUGAGGAGAGUGAGGAGGAGGAGUGGCAGAGUGAGAACCCAGUGUUGAAGGAAGAGAGCUGUGGGAAUGAAUUCACAGGAGUACAGGAGGACUGGAGACUUGGGGAUGAGCCUGGAGAUGAAGAUGCUGAUUUACUAAAUCAGGACAUGGGGGCUGAGGAGAGCCCUGCUCAGUCUGCCUUGGGCUCCUGCACUGCUGGGGCUGAUGCCAGAGCUCCCCAGAGCAGGAGAAGUGCUCGCUUCAAGAAGAGGAGGAGGACAUGAGAAGGAGAUGUGUUAGUAGCUCCUCAGUGGUUUGUACAUCUUGCUGAGAAGCUGAACCACGUUUGUCUGUGGUUCAGCUCAGACAGUGACUCAUGACCCCAGGAAAGGACUGAAAUGAUCUCUGCUCCUGUUCCCCAAGGACACAGAGUUCUGCAGUCACCACCAAGCACAGCCUAAGGCUGAUAAUAUUUUGGGGAGAGGGAAAGUUGAUGUCUCUACAAUAAAAUUAUAUAUAAACUCAUGAAAUUCAAAUAUUUGGCAGCCUUUUAGUUCAUGCCCUGAACCCUACUUAGUAUGCACCUAGUUGGUUGCACUCUACAGGCUUGACAGUGGAGUUUUUCCUUAGUACCUCAUUUUUGAGCAGCCUGGUGGGGUUUGGGGUUUAUUUCCCCCAUUUGGCUUCAUUUCUGUGCAGUUAUAACAGAUCACCUUCUGCAGGGUACAAAUGGCUGAUGUCCUGAUACCUGCUGAGGCUUUUGGUGCACUGAGUGGAAUGAACAUGAGCAGUGUUUGAUUCACGUGGUGAUCAGAUGAGACUGGCUGGAGAUUAUUUUUUUUUUUUCUUGAAAAUUCAUUUUAGGAACUCCAAAAGGGCAAGUUCUCUGUAAAAACGUGUGACUGAUAGGAGCUGUUUGUGCUUUGUUACAGGGGUCAUGGAAUGAGCUCUGCCUUCUCCUCCAUGGCAGGAGGAGAUAAUCUUUGCACUGUUCACCUUUUCCACUUCCAGUGAUGACUGGAUGGACCUGGGGAAGACAAAAAUGCUGGAUUGAUUUUCCCAUCCCUCAACAAAAUCUGCAUCUGUAGGCAAGGUUUAAAAAGGAUAGAUUUCCCUCCAGCCAGUUUCUUUCAGGCACAGACUCCUGCUCUUUCAAACUCCCACCUGCCAUAGAUUCUGAAGGGGAAUAUUGCAGGAAAUGUGGGGAAACAAGCAAUGGUGGUUAUUUAUUUCUUCUUGUGUUGUUUAUGUGAAUGCUUAUCCAUGUUCAGAAUAUGUUAAUUGGGUGGUUUUUAGUGCUGUGACAGUGGCUUUGCUUGGUAACUGACUGAAUACUGUGGAAUAAGCAGCAGAUUAAUUUUGUAUCAAAAUGACUCUUAAGUAUUUGUUGAAAUACAGAUGUUUUAUUUUUCACACUUAAAAAUUA
This is a messenger RNA of Zonotrichia albicollis (white-throated sparrow), 5605 nucleotides long. The record is from RefSeq and is a predicted model, not a curated record. NCBI's taxonomy places the organism in Eukaryota, Metazoa, Chordata, Aves, Passeriformes, Passerellidae.